UUAGGCCAAUUCUCACGUUCUUCCAAUUUUUCUAUAAUGUUUGGAGGUCGUGAAAGUACUGGGAUAAGGACAGGUCAAUUCGCUUGUUUUUUAAAUUUUUUUCUGAAAAAGUCCGCAAAUUUUGUCCUCAAAAAUUUUUUUCUGUCCGCAAAAAAAUUUUUUUGCGGACAAAAUUUAAAAAUACCUUACCAUCUGGAAUUCUUUUAAAUUUCGAAUUUUUUUCUGGUCACUUCUUUGAAAAAUAUCCUUUUUUAUUUCCCUUUUCUAUUUAUGUAAUUUAAUUCCUUCCAUUUUUCACUGUAAAAUUGCGCCUAUUUUUUCUUGGAUUUUAAAUACUUUCAUUUUUCAUAAUAUAUAAAAAUUUGUUGACAGAUUUUUUUGUUUUAUUUUUAAAAAUAAUUGGAAUUAAUCCAAAAAUUUUUUUUUAAUUUUUUCAAGUCAAAAGUCCGCAAGUUUUGUCCGCAAAAAAAAUUUUUUUUUUCUUUCAAAAGAUGUAUUUUAAACCUUUUUGUUUUUUCACUUUUUCAUUGUUGAACAGUUUUUUGCUUUGUUAUUCCACAAAAAUCCCAACUAGCGUUAUUGAACUAAAUGACAGGUUUUUGGAUGUUAUGGACAAAGGAUUGUGGUUUGUUGAGUUUUAUGCUCCAUGGUGUGCUCAUUGUAAACAGUUAAUGCCCGUUUGGGAACUUGUAGGGCAUGCUUUAGCAGAUAAACAAUCGCCUGUGCGUGUUGGAAAAGUGGAUUGUACAAGGUUUAAUAAUGUUGCCUCAACUCUUUCAAUUCGUGGAUACCCUACAAUUAUUUUUUUUCGCAACGGCAUUCAAAUCCCUUAUGAAGGCGAACGUCGAAAAGAAGACAUUAUUAAAUUCGCCGAAAAAUGUUCUGGGCCAGUAGUUGAUAAAAUCGAAACAAAAGCAGAAUUUGAAGAGUUGCUUAAAUCUGCGGAUAAGGAGCCUUUUUUCGUCUUUCUCGAUGAUUCAGGAAAACAAAAAACUUCUCUUCAAAUGAAAAUGUGGUUGGAAUAUGAAAACGUUGCGGACAUGUUAUUUACUGAAACGAGAUUUUUUAAGGCGAAUGAGAGAGAAAUUAUUUCUGAAGAAAUUAUUGGGGACAAGGAGGAAGUGGUUUUGAUUGGGUUUAAAGAGAGUGAUUAUUGGGUUAAUUUUGGAUUGAAGGAGUUUGAAAAAGGUAAAUCAAUUUCUGAAUGGAUAAGACAUGAAAGAUGGCCACCAAUGUUACAAUUAUCUGCUUCAAAUUUACAUUCAGUAGCUGAUUCAAAUAGUGAAAAGAAAUUGGUUUUGAUUUCUAUUGAACCUUUUGACCGGUUAAAUUUGAGUACUCCUUCUGGAAGUUUUUAUGACUUGGCAAAGAAAGCAGCCAACAAUUUGAGAACAAAUCCAGAAUUAAAUUCGCAUUUCCAAUUUGGGUGGUUGGAAGGAGGACAAAUUGCUAAUGGAAUUGUGAUGGGGUCUUUAACUAUUCCAAGUUUGGUUGUUUUCAAUUUCUCCAGCUACGAAUUCUUUCUUAGCGACGAUUCUAAUGAACAAAUGACCGUCCAUUCUUUACUUUUAUUUUUACAAAGAAUUAAAGAUGGUCAAGUAAAAGCGCAAGGAGGGCGUGCUUGGGUAACUCGAAUUAAACGAAUGUUUUACGACGUUACUACCAAUCUACUCGAUAUGUUCAAACAUCAACCAAUUUUAACUGUUUGUCUAUUUGGCGUUCCUUUAGCAUUUUUCUCAAUUAUAACUUAUUCAAUUUGUUCUGCCGAUUUUUCUGUUGAUAGAGAUGAAGUAUAUGCAGAAGAUGAAGAAUUGGAUGAAGAAGAGGAAGAAGAUGAAAUGAAUGAGGAAGGGCCUAGUUCUAGUACAAAUACCUCUGCGAUUGAAGGUUUGUUGAAAAUUUAA
Messenger RNA from Meloidogyne enterolobii, 1904 nucleotides. The record is from the annotation of a GenBank genome assembly. Lineage: Eukaryota; Metazoa; Nematoda; Chromadorea; Rhabditida; Meloidogynidae.